GCAUUUCUCGUAGCAUCUUAAUUUAAAUCCGUGUAAAUCAUAGAAAAAGUACAAUUAAUUCCAAAGAAGUACACCUAAAAGCAUUUGUCGCGUUAACAAUCACGAGGAAACGGAAAUCAAAUCGAAAAGGGAAUUUUACUAAAUCAAAGUAUGAAUAUGUUAUGCUUCAAAACUGGGUGAAGAGUGAAAAUCAUCUGUUACGUACACGAUACACAGAACAUACACAACUAUACGAGAGAAUCAGGAAAAAUAAAUCCUUCGUAAUUAAUUGGGAACGAUAAAAAAUCAAUUAAUACUGGAUCAAAUCAACUAUUCAGAAAAUCAUUCGCUUGGCGAUUUGAUUGCACACUUAAAACAUAAUAUGAGGAUAAACGGCUCAUCGCCUCAAUCCAGCAUGUCGAAGAUGGCAACGCCGAUAGUUGAAGAAAAGGUAGAUCAAAAUAUGAAGGUUCGCACGGGAAUGGUAAUGGUUAGCGAUGGCAAAUCCAAGCCAGAGCCAAUGCGUUUGCAUUUAUCAAUGGAAAUGAUUACGCUUCAAAAACAAGAAACAACAACACCGACAUCUUACUGUAAUGAUUCUUCCAAUAGUUUACCCGGCAAUAGUCAUUUACCAAUUGAAUCAAAAGAACGAAUGGUACAAAUAACAAGAGAAAAAGUAGGCGGCUUAGGACUUAGCAUCAAAGGGGGCGCAGAACAUAAACUACCAAUUUUAAUAUCACGAAUAUAUCCGGGUCAAGCAGCAGACCAAUGCGGAAAUUUGUUCGUUGGAGAUGCAAUUAUCAAAGUUAAUGGAGAAUACAUAACAGCUUGUCCCCAUGAUGAUGCUGUAAAUAUUUUACGAAAUGCCGGAGACUUGGUAGUUUUAACUGUCAAGCAUUAUAGAGCAGCGACACCCUUUUUACAGAAGCAAUUAUCACGAGAUACGCCUGAAUCGGAAAAGGACAAUGACAUUACUUGCGCAGAGCUAAAACUAGAUGAAUGUUUCCAAUCAGCUACACGUAAUAGUUUACAAAAUAAUUCCAGUAGGGGAUCGAUGUGUUCCGAAUCGGGAGAAUCAAGAUGGGUUGACGUUGUGUCAGUACCAUUAAUGAUGGCUUAUGUGACACGUUACAUGUACGGAACAGACAAAUUACGUUCAAAUGCCUUUGAAGUAAGAGGAAUCAAUGGAACUACAACCGGAGUAAUUCAUUGUGAUGAUUUAGCAAUUCUGAGUCAAUGGUUGAAAUACUUGAGUGACAAUGUGAUUGGACUAACAAGUUUACAGAUGAAGCUCUAUAACAGAAGCUUUUCUGUGGGAGAUCGUAUUGAAUACAUGGGAUGGGUCGCAGAAGGAGUCAUUAGUAACAAUAUAACGUGGCAAACAUACAAACCACGAUUUUUCGUAUUAAAGGGAACAGAAGUAAUGCUUUUUGACAAUCCCCCAUUGAACGUUUCCGGUUUGUCAAAGUCAAAUGUGGCAUAUAAAGUUUACCAAACAAUGUUCCGUAUUGUAAAAGAAUCAGAAACAGUUGAUUCGCGUCAACAUUGCUUCCUUUUACAAAGUUCUGGUUAUGAACCGAGAUAUUUGAGUGUUGAAACGAGACAGGAGCUAUUGAGAAUUGAGAAUAGUUGGAAUGCAGCUAUCGUUACAAGUGUAAUUAAAUUAGGACGUAAAACUUUUGCCGUGUCACAUCAAGGCAAAAGCGGAGGCCUAACCUUGGAUUGGCAAUCUGGAUUUGCAUUAACUGAAGGCUCGGAUGCUACAAUCAUAUGGCAAUAUAAAUUUUCACAGUUACGUGGCUCAAGUGAUGAUAGCAAAUCAAAAUUGAAGUUACAUUUUCAAGAUAAUGAAACACGUGCAAUCGAAACGAGGGAACUUGAAUGUCAAGUCUUGCAAAGCCUAUUAUUUUGCAUGCACGCAUUCUUGACAGCAAAAGUGGCUUCGGUUGAUCCUUCGUUCCUUAGUUCCAUACAACAGGCAUGAGAUAGCGGUAUCUUUCACAAUUUUUAGACCUUUAGCGAAAUAAUAAUCUUCAAAAUAUAUUAAAUAUAAUAUAAAUGAAUGAAUCUGCUUGAAAAAUCAAAUAUUUAUGAUUGUUUAUGAAAAAUGAAAAACAAAACCGAUAAUUUGAAUCCUAUUUUCUCCUUAAAAUAUACGUUUAAUGCACAAGACUGAUGAGAGACUUUAACAAAAAAAAUAUAAAAAAUAUCUUGUUUAAGAAUAAUUUUAAGAUUUAUAUUCUAUAGCUUGUAAAGAAAAAAAACUGUUAAAUCUCAUUAAUUAAUUGUUAAGUUUAAAAAAAAUUAUAUCCAACCGAAAUUUUGGACCGUUGAAGAUUUUUAUUGUUUCUUCGUUCAGAGAUCUAUAUUUUGGUUGAAGCGAAGCGAAAAGCAGAGCACGGAUUCUUGCGGUUAUUCUUUUGAAACUUACCUAAGUAUAUAAUAAAAAAAAAUAAAUAUAUUUAACUUUAAACAGAAAAAAACCCAACGUAAAAUAAAAUAUAUCAAAACUCUAUAAAAAAAAGAUGAAAAUUUUAAAGAAAAUAACAUUGGAAAAUGUUAGUACCUUAAAAAUAUGGUUGCAUCGUAGAUAUAGCUUUUGUUUUGUUACGAAUGUACAACUCCGUUAAUUGUUUCCAAAGUAGCUCUUAGGUACUAUAAAGAAUAAUUUUGGCAAUGUCAAAAUUCAUUAGUGUACUUACCCGUUUAAUCUUAUGAAAAGUUAAGCUUUUAUUGGAUUUAAAAAGCAUUUAAUUUAAACAAAUAUAUAUUCUAAUGAUGAUUAUAAUUCCUACCAAAGCUUACAAAAUAUAUUGUUAGAUGAAAAUAAUUUUUAUU
Molecule: messenger RNA, 2817 nt
Organism: Culicoides brevitarsis
Lineage: Eukaryota; Metazoa; Arthropoda; Insecta; Diptera; Ceratopogonidae
Gene: Syn2
Product: gamma-1-syntrophin
Exons: 9
Coding region: 362-1963 (533 amino acids)
Cellular component (GO): intracellular anatomical structure; dystrophin-associated glycoprotein complex
Molecular function (GO): structural molecule activity; protein binding
Source: RefSeq, a predicted model, not a curated record